UAACCACGACUAUGAUCAUUGGAGAGAGACAGGGCUGUUUUCAAAUAAAGGACAGGGUCAGAUAGAGCGCUGUCUAGCUUUUUCAGGUGCUCUUAUCAGAGCACUUUCUAGAGUCAGUUUUAGUUGUAUCCCUGACUAAUGGAGCGAUAAAUCCAGGUUUUACUGGCCUCUGCGCUGACCAGUCAGUUUUGUGAGAGGAGGAUUAGAACAGCCAAGCUUCAAGGUUGAUCAGAUUCACCAGGACAGCAUAACCAAGCCAGGACAUUUCCAUUUUUUGCAUUUUAGUAAUUUAGCAGACAUUUUUAUCCAGAACAAUUUACAGGAGCAAUUUGUGUUAAGUACCUUGCUCAAGGGCACAUUGACAGAUUUUUCACUGAGUCAGCUCAGGGAUUUGAACCAGUAACCUUUUGGCCCAACGCUUAAUCUCUAGGCUACUUGCCACCCCCAGGACGAAGGGAUAGGGGGAACCAGGAUCAAACAACUGAGUGAAAAUGACUGACGCCAUGAGUGAAGCGUGCUCUGAGAGCUCUGAGGAGGAGCGGUCCGAAGAACAGUCUGAGGAGGUGUCGGUCAGCAGGCUUCCGGUCAUCCAACUCAAGCCCAGAUCGCCAGGCACAUCCCCCAAGAUGUCCCCCCAUGACUCCCCGCGUGGGUCACCCCGAAACUCCCCGCUGCUCUUCAGGAAGCUGCUGAUGAACCGGAGCAUUAGUCUACAGAGGCGCUUCACUCUGGCCCACACUCCCAGUUUUGAUGUUGAGAAUGGAUUGUCGGUGGGGCGUAGCCCUCUGGACCCCCAGGCCAGUCCCGGCUCCGGCCUGGUGCUCCAGGCCAACUACGCCCACAGCCAGCGCCGGGAAUCUUUCCUCUACCGCUCCGACUCUGACUUUGACCUCUCACCCAAGGCCCCCUCGAGGAACUCCUCCACUGCCAGUGAGCUGGAAGAAAGCUUGAAGCACUGGGAAGUCAACUGGUUGUCUCGACAUGGAGAAGACAUGAUUGUGACACCAUUUGCACAGGUACUUGCCAGUUUGAGGACGGUAAGAAGCAACUUCGCCGUUUUGACCCACCAGCAAGAUCGUCAACCCAGCAAGAGAACUGGCAGUAACCCACCAUCCAUGUGCAAGACAACCUUGGCAGGUGUGACAGAGGAGCCGUUCCAGCAGCUGGCCGUGGAGACUCUGGACGAGCUGGACUGGUGUCUGGAGCAGCUGGAGACUCUGAAGACACGCCACUCUGUCAGCGAGAUGGCCUCCAACAAGUUCAAGAGGAUGCUGAACAGGGAGCUUACUCAGCUAUCAGAGACCAGCAGAUCAGGGAACCAGGUGUCAGAGUUCAUCUCCAGCACCUUCCUAGAAAAGCAACACGACAUGGAGAUCAUGUCUCCGCCCACCAAGGAGAAGACGGACAAGAAGAAGCGCCCCAUGUCCCAGAUCGUGGGGGUAAAGAAGCCUAUCCUGAUCCCCAGUGUGGCCCCAUCCAGCAUUCCCCGCUUCGGGGUCCCUUCCAGUCAGGAGAGCCUCCUUGCCAAGGAGUUGGAAGAGAUAAACCAAUGGGGUGUGGAUAUUUUCAAAAUAUCUGAAUAUUCUGCGAAUCGUCCACUGACGGUGGCGAUGUAUUCCAUUUUCCAGGAGCGAGAGCUGCGGAAGUCCUUCAAGAUCCCUGCAGACACCUUCAUCACCUUCAUGAUGACCCUGGAGGACCACUACCACCACGAUGUGGCCUACCACAACAACAUCCAUGCUGCAGACGUGGUCCAGUCCACCCACGUCCUUCUCUCCACCCCCGCCCUGGAGGCUGUGUUCACUGACUUGGAGAUCUUGGCUGCUUUGUUUGCCAGUGCUAUACAUGAUGUGGACCAUCCGGGGGUGUCCAAUCAGUUCCUCAUUAACACCAACUCAGAGUUGGCCCUGAUGUAUAAUGACGUGUCAGUCCUGGAGAACCACCACCUGGCUGUGGGCUUCAAGCUGCUGCAGGAGAACAACUGUGACAUCUUCCAGAACCUCAGCAAGAAACAGAGACAGUCCCUACGCAAGAUGGUCAUAGACAUGGUGUUAGCCACAGACAUGUCCAAACACAUGAACCUGCUGGCGGACCUGAAGACCAUGGUGGAGACCAAGAAAGUGACCAGCUCUGGAGUGCUGCUGCUGGACAACUAUGGAGAUCGCAUCCAGGUCCUCCAGAACAUGGUUCACUGUGCUGACCUCAGUAACCCCACCAAGCCCCUGGAGCUGUACCGCCAGUGGACCGACCGCAUCAUGGUGGAGUUCUUCACCCAGGGGGACAGGGAGAGGGACAAGGGCAUGGAGAUCAGCCCCAUGUGUGACAAACACAACGCCUCCAUCGAGAAGAACCAGGUGGGCUUCAUAGACUACAUAGUUCACCCUCUGUGGGAGACGUGGGCCGACCUGGUCCACCCCGACGCCCAGGAGAUCCUAGACACGCUAGAGGACAACCGCGAGUGGUACCAGAGCAUGAUCCCCCACAGCCCCUCGCCUACCCCCGAGGCCCAGGACAAGGUGGGCCUGCCUGGGGGAGCCAUGGGGUCUGGAGGGGGUGGAUCUUCCAUCGGAGACAAAUUCCAGUUUGAGCUGACCCUAGAGGAGGAAGGCGAGUCCGACACAGAGAGCCCCAAAGAAGAGGAGGAGGGGUACAGUAGCACUGGGGCGGAGCCUUCUAGAACUGACCCGGACAGCAGACUCCAUUCCAUGUCUGCAACUGCUCACCCACACUCUCAGGGGCUUUCUAAAAUGGCCACCUCUGUUCUCAAUCUCGGUGGCACGACUUUGUCCACUGACUCUGACCCAGACAAGGAGGCAGCCGAAGACAAAGAACAUGACCAAGAAGCUCAGCAUUCAACACCAUAGUACCCUCCAAGCUCAUCAUUAAGCUUGAGGGCCUGGGUCUGAACCCCUCCCUGUGCAAUUGGGUCCUGGACUUCCUGACAGACCAUACCCAGGUGGUGAAGGUAGGAAACAACAUCUCCACUUCACCGAUCCUCAACACUGGGGCCCCACAAGGGUGCGUGCUCCGCCCCCUCCUGUACUCCCUGUUCACCCAUGACUGUGUGGCCAAGCACGCAGACAAGCAUGCAGACAACACAACAAUAGUAGGCUUGAUUACCAACAACGACGAGACAGCCUACAGGGAGGAGGUGAGGGCUCUGGGAGUGUGGUGCAAGGAAAAUAACCACUCAAUGUCAACAAAUCAAAAGGACAUGAUCGGGGACUUCAGGAAACAACAGAGGGAGCACCCCCCUAUCCAGCGCCCCUUCAACCUCAGGAGGCUGAAGAAAUUUGGCUUGUAACCUAAAACCCUAACAAACUUUUACAGAUGCACAAUUGAGAGCAUCCUGUCUGGCUGUAUCACCUCCUGGUACAGCAACUGCACCGCCCACAACAACAGGGCUUUCCAGAGGGUGGUGCGGUCUGCACAAUGCAUCACCGGGGCAAACUACCUGCCCUCCAGGACACUUACAGCACCCGAUGUCACACGAAUGCCAAAAAUGUUAUCAAGGACAACAAUCACCCGAGCCACUGCCUGUUCACCCCGCUAUCAUCCAGAAGGUGAGGUCAGUACAGGUGCAUCAAAGCGGGGACAGAGAGACUGAAAAGCAGCUUCUAUCUCAAGGCUCAAGGUCUGUUAAAUAGCCAUCACAAGCACAGAGAGGCUGCUGCCUAUACACAGACUUGAAAUCAUUGGCCACUUUAAUAAAUGGAACACUACUAAAUUUAAAAAUGUCACUUUAAUAAUGUUUACAUAUCCUACAUUACUCAUCUCAUAUGUAUAUUCUGCAUUCUAUACUUCCUACUGCAUCUUAGUCUAUGCCGCUCUAACAUUGCUUGUCCAAAUAUUUAUAUAUUCUUAAUUCCAUUCCUUUAACUUAGAUUUGUGUGUAUUGGGUAUAUGUUGUAAAAUUGUUAGAUAUUACUUGUUUGACAUUGCUGCACUGUCUGAACUAGAAGCACAAGCAUUCACUACACCCACAAUAGCAUCUGCUGAACACGUGUAUGUGACCAAUACAAUUUGAUUUUAUUACAGCAUAUUGGAUGACUGUCAUUCAUAUUCCAUUCACCCAGCUCAAUGUAACAUUGAUAGGUUUAGGCUACUACAUGAUACUCACAUUUUCUCUGUACCCAUCACGAGGUUGCUACAACCUAGCCUAUGAAUGAACGUUUACAAGUAGGUACACAGGUCGAGAGAAAUUUGAGUGAUCAAGGUGACAGACAUUGAUACAUUCAUUGAAUGUGUUGGAUAGCCAUAGCCAGCUAGCCAACAUAAUCAUUAGUCCAAUAGUUGCAAACGAGAGUCCUGUAGUCCAUAAUCAGCUCCUUGGUUUUACUGAAGUUCCAAUGUGGGUGCGAGCACUGCUGCCAGACCCAGAGGAGUUCACCUGCCUGAAUUGUUUGUUUGUUCAUAGUUAUAUUGCUCAAUUUGGUUUCUUUUUUGUUGAACACCAACAGUGUCAUUGCGCAAAAUGGUACGCAGCAUCAUCUGUUGUGUGCAACAAAAGUUCAACCUUCACCUUCUGCUACCGUUUCUGUCAAGCCGUCUAUGCAUACUGUGCAUUUUUCGCAUAUGUUAGAUAAAUCUAUGCGCCACACAGAACGCACUGUAACUGCCUCUGCAAAGCAAUGCUGCAAGGCAAACGCAGAGUUCCAUUUGAAAUGAAUGUACUUCUGGUGCACCAAAAUGCAAUUUAAUGUUAUUAUUUAACCAGGCAAGUCAGUUAAGAACAUUUUCUAAUUUAAAAUGACAGCCUACCACAGGCAAACCCUAACCUAUGGGACUCACAAUCACGGCUGGUUGUGAUACAGUUUGGAAUCGAACCUGGGUUUUUAGUGACCUCUCUAGCACUGAAUUGCAGUUUCUUAGACCACUGCGCCACCCGGAAGCCUCAAUGUGUGAUCGAAGUGUAAUUCCAAGUGCGUCAUAAAUUUUAAAGUGGAUUGUACAUGGCAUGUGUGACUUUCUCAAUCCUAAUCGCUGUAAUAUGCGCAAAAUUUUACAAUCUAUACCGGAAGUUGUAUGGAUUCAGUGAGUAAAUCAACAACCAUCCCCUACUCCUGUGAGUUUCGGCUUUCUUUUCGAGAUAAAGCUCACACUCUCGAAAACAGCAUUGCUUUGCCUGAUGUUUGUUCUACAAAGUAAAAAAUGGAAACUAAGAAGGAGGCUGAAGAGGUGGUGUUAGGAACAGACUACGGAGGCGGGGAAACCGGAGACUUCACACGACUCCUGCUGAGCACAUGUACAGUGCCAAACAAUCCUGGAAGGUGUUGAUCAUUGUACCAGUGCCUAAGAAGUCAGGGGCCAGAUAACCAAAUUACUUUUGACCUGUGGCCCUCGUGCCCCUUCUGGCCAAAUGCAUGGAAAUGGUUGUCAGUAAGCACCUUACCCUGUCCAUAGCAGAUCAACUAGACCUGUUACAGUUUGCCUAUAAGGCACAGAGCAGAGGGGGACGGAGGACACUACCCUGACCUUGGUGAACAUGGUGGCUAAUCACUUUCAACAUGCUAAAUCAUUAUGCACACCUUUUAUUUAUUGAUUUGAGUUCAUUUUUCAAUACAAUGCAAAUACACACACUGCCUGAAACGACUACUGGACCUGAAUGUAAACGGAGGCCUCGCAGGUUGGAUCAAGGACCUUUUAACUGACCGCCCGCAGAGUGUCCUCAGGAAUGGGGCCCUCUCUGAUGAACUGACCCUAAACACAGGGGCGCCCCAGGGGUGUGUCCUUUCAGCGUGGUUGUUCUCUAUCUACACUAAUGAGAUGAAGAUCCAAGGAAACAAUGUGAGCCUUUUCAAGUACUUGGAUGACAUGGCUCUGGUAGGACUAUUUUUUAAAGAUGCUACGUCAGAUGGGGACAGCUAUUUUAAACAGACCAACAACCUUCAAGAAUGUUGCGGGUCAAGUGCCCUCCAUAUCAAUGUGGAAAAGGCAACGGAGUUGAUCAUCAAUGACAACAACUUGCCAAUGCCCCAAUCACUCUUUCUGAACGACCAACCAGUGGUGGCGGUUGAGUGUUUCAAAUACACAAAUUGAUAACAAGCUGAAUUUUACAGAGAAUACAGACUGUAUUUUUUUUUUUAAGCAAGCCAACGCCUGUUUUUAAUCAGGAAAUUGAAGGAGUUUAGUGUCAUCCAGGAUGUUCUGGAGAGGGUGUACAGCGCCUUGGUGGAGAACAUCCUCAUGUUCAAUAUGACAGUCUGGUAUGGUAAUCUGAGCAUAAAGGGGCAAAAGCAAACGGACCAAAAUAGUAAACACAGCCAGCAAAGUAAUUGGUUGACCACAGGCACAUUUGAGAAGUCUGUUCCACAAGGCAACCAAAAAGAAGGUUACUGUUAUUGUCAGCUCGAGAGGCUUCCAUCUGGCCGGUGCUUCAGAAUGCCCAUGGCCAAGAACGUGUUAAAACAAUUUGUUCCUUGUGCUGUUGGACUACUAAACUCAACAUAAAUUAUAUUGGUAUAUGUACUUAUCAGUCCAGUGCAGUUGUGAGUGAAUGUAUCAAUGUUCCCUAUGUUUUUAGUGUAUGCAGUAUGAUGGACUGGCUGGUUUAAAUGAUGUGUGAUGUGAAAAUAUGUAUAUGUGAUCCUUUUAAUGGAAGGUGAUGCCCAAAAAAUAUAUGCAUCCUGGAUGGACAAUAAAGUUUUAUUCUAUUCUAAUGGACACAUUCAGAUAUGUUUA
Molecule: messenger RNA, 6681 nt
Organism: Oncorhynchus nerka (sockeye salmon)
Lineage: Eukaryota; Metazoa; Chordata; Actinopteri; Salmoniformes; Salmonidae
Gene: pde4ca
Product: phosphodiesterase 4C, cAMP-specific a
Exons: 16
Coding region: 492-2864 (790 amino acids)
Biological process (GO): signal transduction
Cellular component (GO): perinuclear region of cytoplasm; cytosol; nucleus
Molecular function (GO): 3',5'-cyclic-AMP phosphodiesterase activity
Source: RefSeq, a predicted model, not a curated record